This is a messenger RNA of Magnolia sinica, 4866 nucleotides long. RefSeq lists its product as uncharacterized. The transcript is spliced from 17 exons. Gene Ontology annotation, biological process: chromatin remodeling. Gene Ontology annotation, cellular component: cytoplasm. NCBI's taxonomy places the organism in Eukaryota, Viridiplantae, Streptophyta, Magnoliopsida, Magnoliales, Magnoliaceae. The coding region runs from base 332 to 4393 and encodes 1353 amino acids. The record is from RefSeq and is a predicted model, not a curated record.
AAACAAAGAGGGUUGGGGCUUACCCUGCUGGAACUGAGAGAGAGAAGGAGACUCUGAAGGAGGGAGACGCCGCGUCAGAGCAUGUAGGUGCACCUUUAAUGCAGCUGCGUUUUCACUUCCUUCUCGUAAUUUCGAAAUAGAUAGCCACAGGUGGAAAAACACCUAAUUCCCCUGUUACAUUUCUUGCAUUCUUACCUGAUACAAAGUUAUAGGUUGAGACUUUGUUACCUGUAACAUUUCUGCCCCAAACACAAACUAUAAGAAAGUAACCCGUAACUUUCUUUCAUUUUACAGAAGUUACAGGCAUCCAAACGGCCCUAAGUAAGACGAAAUGGAAGAAAGCAGAGAGACGAACGCAGGAGAUUUCUCCAUCUUGACGGACGAGACCCAAACCAGUAGCGUAUUUCGCCAACUUAAGCCCUACUGCUUAGAUCUUCUCGAUUUCCUCCAAAACCCUAACAAGAAAAACCCCAGAACCCUCUCUGAAAUGGCAGAGUUUCUCCGCCGUGCUCCUGCCACCGGCCUACAGCCAUGUCUUGAUUAUACCUUGUUCCCGUUGUUGCUUCUCCUGGAUGCAGCCGUUCUUUGUAGAUCAAAGCAAAAGGCUGUCUCAGAAGGAAUUGGGAUUGAUAAUGACAUACAUAUGCCGCACAUGAUUAGUGAUAGGGUUGCUGAAGGGGCGUUGCAGUGCCUGGAAGAAGUUCUGAUGAAAUGCCACUUAGGAUCUGUUAAUCAGAUGAUUGUGGUGUUGAAGAAAUUAACAUCUGGAGCUUUGCUUUGUCCAUCUGAGGCGGCAGAAGAAUUUCGUGAAGGAAUAAUCAGGUGCUUAAGAGCAUUGCUUCUUGGGCUAAAUCCCUGCUCUGUUGAUUCUUGCAUAUGCAAACAGAUUCCUGGCUUGCCUACACUUCUAUCAAGCAGCACUUUGGAAACUCAGCUUAUUGCUCCUCUGAAAAGUUAUUCAGAAUCAGAUGAAUGUUUACUUGCAUUUCUCCAAUCACAAAAUGCUUCACCUGCUGUUGGACACUGGCUGUCGCUUCUUCUCCAAAUUGCAGAAGCUGAGGCUACAAGAGGACAUCGUGGCAGUGCAAAGCUCCGUAUAGAAGCUUUUUUAACACUCCGUGUCCUUGUUGCUAAGGUUGGUACUGCGGAAGCAUUGGCUUUUUUCUUACCAGGCGUUGUCAGUCACUUCGCAAAAGUUUUGCAUGUUACAAAAACUAUGAUAACUGGUGCGGCCGGUAGUGCGGAAAGCAUAGAUAGUGCAAUAAGAGGUUUUGCCGAGUUCCUUAUGAUAGUCCUCGAGGAUGAGGCAAAUCUCUAUGGUCUUGAUAUGUCCACAGAUGAUAUGACUGGAUUUCAUCUAAACAAAGAUAAAUCUACCCAAGCUGUUUUGGAGGCUCUACGUCACUUGCCUGUUAAUGCGCAAGUCCAGGUAGAAAGGUUAGCAGGGAAUCAGCCAAUCACUCUUGUUUCUCCCAAAUCAAACCUUGAAGCAAAAGGAACUGCUCCUCAUCAUGACACCAGAUCUCUAUAUGCUAACCGAACGAAGGAUUGGAUUGAGGAAACUUCUUCACGUGUCGAUAAACUGUUAUGUGCGACAUUUCCACAUCUUUGUGUUCAUCCUUCGCAAAAAGUGAGGGAAGGACUUGUUGAUGGUAUACAUGGACUGCUGUCGAAGUGCACCUACACCUUGAAGAAUAGCAAGUUGAUGCUUUUGGAGUGCUUAUGCAUUUUGGUUUGUGAUGAUUCGGAUGCUGUGUCUGUUGCUGCACAGAAGUUCCUUGAAUCUUUUUUCGUGUUUGGUGAGAAACAUCUGACAAAACAUGAGGUGGAUGAAAUUUUUAACAGGCUUGUUGAAAAACUUCCAAGAGUGGUUCUUGGUAGUGAGGAAGCAAUUGCAGUGUCACACGCCCAGAGACUACUUGCAGUGAUGUAUUAUGCAGGCCCUCAACUGGUUGUAGACCACCUUCUUUGUUCUCCUAUAACAGCUGCUCGCUUCUUGGAUGUUUUAAUGCUAUCCUUCAGUCACAAUUCAGUAUUUGCUGGUUCUGCUGACAAGCUUCUUCUGGCAAUGCCACACUCAGUUGGGUACUUGCACUCUGUUAGGGAAUUGAAAGCAGGACUUCAUUCGCAUGAUAAUCAAACCGUUUAUGACGCCACUCCACCUCUAGCUUCUAGAACUGGUUUUCCGGGCCGAGAUUUACAAAAUCGUACGGAUUUAGUCAGUGGAUAUUAUGAGCUUCCACGUAUGCCUCCAUGGUUUGUUCAUGCAGGUGGUCAGAAACUAUACCAGGCUCUUGCUGGGAUACUCAGAUUUGUUGGUUUAUCCAUAGUUGCAGACCACAGGAGUGAAGUAUCCUUAUCUGUUCUCAUUGACAUUCCACUUGACUAUUUUCGCAAUCUAAUUUCGGAGCUCCGGAUGAGGGAACACAGUAAAGAAAGCUGGCACUCUUGGUAUGCUAGAAGUGGAUCAGGACAGUUGCUGCGUCAAGCAAGUACUGCAGUUUGCGUUCUAAAUGAGAUCAUAUAUGGUAUGUCAGAUGAAUCAGUCGAUGUAUAUACAAAAAUGUUCCAGAAGUCCAGAAAGAAGGUGAAAGUGGUAACAAGAAAUGAUCAGCCUGAUGAGCUUGUAAAUACUAUUUGCAAUGAAUCUGUUUGGAAGUUUUGUCAGAGGAAGGGUGUAAGGAAUCAUGUGAUCGAAUUUGUUGGCAGCAUUUUACAUGAAUAUCUGUCUCAAGAAGUGUGGGAUCUUCCAACAGAUCAAAAGCUUCAUCUUCGAGCACAAGACCCAGAAAAUGAGGAACUUCCUUUGCAUUUUUUCCGCGAUGCUACAAUGCUACACCAGGUAAUAAUUGAUGGAAUUGGGAUCUUUAAUAUUUCUCUGGGGAAAGAUUUUUUAGGUAGUGGGUUUCUACAUGCUUCUCUUUACCUGUUACUUGAGACUCUGAUCUGCUCAAGCUAUCAGAAAAGAAGUGCUUCGGAUGUUGUAUUACAUGUACUAUCUGCUUCUUCUGGCCAUCCUACUGUUGGGGACUUAGUUGUGGCAAAUGCAGACUAUAUAAUUGAUUCUCUAUGCCGACAAUUACGCCAUUUGGAUCUCAAUCCUCAUGUGCCUGAUGUGCUUGCUGCCAUGCUUUCAUACAUUGGCGUGGCUCAUGAAAUAUUGCCAUUGUUGGAGGAGCCGAUGCGGGCAGUUUCUCUGGAGCUUGAAGUUCUUGGGCGGCAUCAGCACCCAGAUUUAACUAUUCCAUUCUUGAAGGCUGUACGUGAAAUUGCCGAGGCAUCAGGGCGUGAGGCUUGUGCAAUGCCAAGUGAAAUUGAGUCGUUUUCUGCACAUGUCAAAUCUAAAAUUGUUGAGAUGGAAAAGGAAGGAAAGAAUCAUGGAAAAAGUGUACCUCAUGAUGAACAUUUGGAGGAGAUGCUAUCCAAGUUGAAUGAGUCAAGAAGGUAUAGACGUACAGUUGGAUCCAUUGCUGGUUCAUGCUUAACAGCUGUGACCCCACUCCUUGCUUCAGUGAAUGAAGCGCCAUGCCUAGUGGCCCUUGACAUAAUUGAGGAUGGCCUUGCCACUCUCGCAAAAGUUGAGGAAGCUUAUAGGCUAGAGAAGGAAAUUGAAGAAGCUAUUGGACGAGCAAUUCAGUUUCUCUCAUUUCAUGAUAUUCAAGACAGCAUGGAAGCUGCCGAUGGAGGAGCUGAUGAGAACAGACUGCUCCCAGCAAUGAAUAAAAUUUGGCCCUACCUGGUUCAUUGCCUUAAAGAUAAGAAUUUAUUGGCUACAAGGAGAUGCUUGAGUGUGGUUAGCAGUGUAGUGCAGAUAUGUGGAGGGGAUUUCUUCACUCGUCGAUUUCAUACUGAUGGGGCACACUUUUGGAAACUGCUUAGCACAUCGCCAUUUCGGAGGAAGCCCAUGUCUAAAGAGGAGAGACUGAUAUUACUCCCUUACAGAAGCACUGGUUCCACAUCCACGGAGUCAAUGGCGGAGGUUUCUAGUAUGAAGGUCCAAGAAGCAGCACUCAACAUGAUAGCUGACAUAUCUAGGAAUAAAAGGAGCGCUUCGGCAUUUGAAGCAGUCCUCAAGAAGGUCAGUGGUCUCGCUGUGGGCAUUGCCUGUAGCAGUAUUGCUGGUUUACGUGAGGCUUCUAUGAAUGCAUUGUUAGGGCUUGCCAGUGUUGACCCUGACCUCAUUUGGCUGCUCUUGGCUGACAUAUAUUAUUCCUUGAAGAAGGACAUUCCUUCGCCGCCUACUGUGGAUUUUUCAGAUGUGGCCUGGCUUCUGCCACCGCCAUUGUCCUCAAAGGAGUACUUGUACAUGCAGUAUGGUGGAGAUAAUUUUGGUUUUGAUGUUGAUGCUUCUUCUGUGGAAAUAGUGUUCCAAAAGCUGCAGUCUGAGUUAUAACUAAUAUAGUAUGUACAGUUGAAAGAGGUAUUAACAGAAAUUUCCCCGAUCUUACGUUGCUCCUGCUACUUUUUGGUAGAGGGAAGUGUAAAAGUAUGUUUCUGCAAGAUUGGAACGUGGACACUAUAUUAAUCUUUUCAUUGGGUUCGCUUUCUGUGGAGAGAUCAUGGAUUAAAAAUCACACUGAUCCUUCUCAACUGCUCACUCAGAAGAAUUCCGACGGUGUGGACCAUAUUCGUGCCUUACUGUACAUGUGUAAGCUGGCAAUCAGAAGGUUAAGAUUGCCAUGGUUGCGUUUUUGGGCCGUGGAUCCUCUAUUGCAUAGCCUACUUGAUGAAAGGUUGAUGUCGUCCUCACAUUCGUCAUGGAUUUACAUCAUUUUCUCCUUCACCGUUUCAUGUCAGCAAGAUGCCAAGGUCAUUUAUCCCGAAAUAGGCCCAAGAGUUUAUACAGUACGUGGAAUUUUAGUUCAA